GGACCGUCUGUGGACUGCCGGUGUCCUCCAUCGGUGUCAGGAUUGCACAACUGUCCAGAGCAGCAUUCCGGCAGCAGACAUGGGAUGGGCAGCAGGCAUCACAGAAGUCUCACUCACAUCAUUUCAACUCUGAAGUGGCACAAGCGGCUUGAUUAAAUUCAUGAAAUGUUGAGGUGGACAUCUGGCUGUAUGAUGCAUUUUCCUUCCCCAUAGAUGAUCCCAUCGUAAACACUGAAAGCAAAGCAGCCAUUACCCUUCAGUGAAUCAUCUGAAUGGAAAUAUGGACUCCUGCAGAGGAGGAGUUUUAACUCAACAUGUCCAGGAACUAUGAGCCUGGUCACUCAGUAGGGAUGUUGGCUGCUGUGGAACAUGGUCCCAUCCUCUGCAGCGACUCCAACAUCCUGUGCCUCUCGUGGAAAGGACGGGUCCCCAAGAGCGAGAAGGACAAGCCUGUGUGCCGGAGACGGUAUUAUGAGGAAGGCUGGCUCGCCACAGGGAACGGGAGGGGAGUCGUUGGGGUGACAUUCACAUCUAGUCACUGCAGGAGGGACAGGAGUACACCUCAGAGAAUUAACUUCAAUCUGCGAGGACACAACAGUGAGGUUGUCUUGGUCCGUUGGAAUGAACCCUUUCAGAAACUGGCCACCUGCGAUAUGGAAGGAGGGAUUUUUGUGUGGAUCCAAUAUGAGGGAAGAUGGUCUGUGGAGUUAGUGAAUGACAGAGGAGCCCAGGUGAGUGACUUUACUUGGUCACAUGAUGGCACUCAAGCCCUCAUUGCGUACAGAGAUGGAUUUGUGUUGGUCGGCUCCGUCAGUGGACAAAGACACUGGUCCUCUGAGAUUAACCUGGAAAGUCAAAUCACCUGUGGCAUUUGGACACCUGAUGAUCAGCAGGUGUUGUUUGGCACAGCAGAUGGUCAGGUGAUAGUGAUGGAUUGUCAUGGUCGAAUGCUCGCUCAUGUUUUGUUACAUGAAUCCGACGGGAUAGUGAGCAUGUCGUGGAACUGCCCUGAUUUCCUAGUGGAGGACAGCACAGAGAGCGACACAGAGUCGGAUGACAACAUUCUGCCUCUAGUGCGGAGAGUCAAGCCUCUGUUGACGGUCACCUUCUUAUCAGGAGAUAUCAGUUUAAUGAACAACUAUGAUGACCUCUCCCCUGCCAUAAUUCGCUCAGGGCUCAAAGAUGUUGAGGCCCAGUGGUGCUCUCAGGGAGACCUUUUGGCUGUGGCUGGCAUGGAGAGACAUGGUCUACCUGCUGAGUCUGCCUGUGCAUCCAUCAUGAGGAAUGCCCUGGUGAAGUUUUACAAUGUUCAAGGAGAACAUAUCUACACCUUAGAGACACCUGCGCAGAGACCCAUCACCACCAUCUGCUGGGGUCACAGAGACUCCCGUCUGUUCCUUGCCUGUGGACCAGCGCUGUACGUGGUGCGUGUGGAGCACAGAGUGGCCAGCCUACAGCUCUUAUGCCAGCAGGGGAUCGCCAGUGCCCUGCGAGAGGAGAAGGAUGUGGGCAAACUAAACAUGCCCUCACUACUGUGCUCUUAUGUCACCACCGCUUUCAUACCCACCAUCAAGCCACCAAUUCCUGACCCCAACAACAUUCGUGACUUUGUCAGCUAUCCCACAUCUGGCAACGAGCGGCUCCACUGCACCAUGAAGCGAGCAGAGGACAGCCCUGAGACAGGCGGACCCUGCUAUACACUGUACUUGGAAUAUUUGGGAGGAUUGGUGCCCAUUCUCAAAGGAAGACGCAUCAGCAAACUCCGCCCUGAGUUUGUAAUUAUGGACCCAAAAACGGACAGUAAAGCAGAGGAGGUGUGUGUGAAUCCCAUCUCAUACACUGACAGCUGUAACUGCUCCGACUCCAGUGACCUUGAGUUGAGUGACGAAUGGGUCGGGAAGAAGUCACCGAAGUUAUCUCGAGGAAACAGAAUAAAUAUGGAAUCACGAAAAUCUCCUAAACUUUCACGAGCAAAUCAGGAAGGCUCACGAUCACCAAGGUUAUCCACCAAGAAGCCUCCUGUUCGGUCACCUAGUCUGACUCGCCGAGAGUUUUCUAUGGAUGGAAUCACAGAGCAUAAUUACCUUGCUCAAGUCACUUCCAACAUUUGGGGGACAAAGUUCAAAAUUGUUGGACUUGCUUCUUUCCUCCCUACAAAUCUCGGUGCAGUCAUCUAUAAGACUAGCCUGCUCCAUUUGCAACCAAGACAGAUGACAAUCUAUCUUCCAGAAGUGAGAAAGAUAUCACAUGACUUCUUGAGCCUGCCUGUGUUCAACCCAAAUGUUUUCAGUGAGGAUGAGGAUGACCUACCAGUGAUGGGGCCCCCUGGAGUGGCAGGAGAAAAUCCUCCAUGUACAGUCAACAUUCCAAUUGCUCCCAUACACAGCCCUGCUCAGGCCAUGUCACCGACUCAGAGUAUUGGCCUGGUUCAGUCUCUUCUGGCCAAUCAGAACAUUCAGCUGGAUGUCUUGACCAACCCUACGGCUACUGCAGCAGCGGCGGCAGCGGCGGCAGCGGCGGCGGCUGCCUCCGUCCCUGUUGCUGAUCGUAGCCAAGAUGCAGUUGCAGCACCAUAUCCAGUGACAACUAGAUACUCCAACCCUGGUCAGGUGAUCUUUAAUGGUCUGGAACUGGGUCCUCUUCUCCCUGGAACUCUACCUCCUCCACCUCCACCUCACCAUCUCCCACCUCAGCCACACUCACAGAGGUCUCAUUCCCAGCAGCCUCGUCAACAGCAGUCCAAACAAUCGCAACAACUGCAAACACAGCAGCAGCAGCAGCAACAAAAGAUGCAGCAGCAGCAACAACACCAUCACCCAUCCCAAUCACAGCAGCAGCAGCAACAACAGCAGCAGCAGCAGCAACAACAACAGCAACAACAAAUGCAACAGCAACAUCUACAGCAGCUGCACCAUCAGCAACAGCUCCAUCAACAGCAGCAACAACAUCCGCAGCAACAUCAGCAGCAUCAAGUUCAGCAACACCAACAAAUGCAACAGAAUCAACAGCAAGUAACGAGCCAACAACUUCAGCAUCAACAACAAAUCCAGCAACAACAGCAACAGAUGCAACUGCAGCAUGAGCAGAUGCAGCAACAGCAGCAACAGAUGCAACAGCAACAGCAGCAAAUUCGACAGCAGAUUCAGGAGAUGAGGCAACAGCAGCAGCAGCUCCAACAGCAGCACCAGCAGAUCCAACAACAACAUCAACAGAUGCAGAGGCAACAUCAACAGAUGCAGCAGCAACUGAAGAUGCAGAUGUCAUUGCCCCCUCCUCCAUCUGGUUAUCCGACCAUUUCCUUACAGCAGAUUCAUCUUCUGCCUCAGAUCACUCCUCCUGCCAGUGAGCCUGUAUUAGACAGAGGAGACCACGGACACACUCUGAAACCAAGUCUGCCAAGGACUUUACCACCGUCCUUCAAUGACACAGAUGUACCAGUGGAGAUUCAGAUGAGGAAGGUGAAUCCUCCUCCACCAUACCCAGGAACUGUGGUUUCAGCCACUGCUGCAGCCACAGCAGCAGCUACACCUCAGACCCUUGUCACAAACUGUGACAGCCCAAGUGUCCUGGCACCAGACCCCUGCCUAAAGAAGGAGGAGUUUUUGCUUCACCCUGUCACCCUACAAUACCCAACCCCACUGGGUUAUGAAAGGAUCACAACCUUUGACAGCAGCGGCAAUGUGGAAGAAGUGUGUCGGCCACGCAGGCGACUCAUUCGAAACCAAAAUGCAUAUGCUGUACAUGGUAUCGGAGGCUCGGCCACGCUCAAAGUCACUUCUUCUGAGAGUAAGAAAAUUCAACUUCCGUAUAGUUCAGCAACACUGAGUCGUCUCUCCGUUCCUCGAUACUCAAUACCUAGUGGAGACCCUCCCCCUUACCCUGAUCCAGCCAAUCAAGUAACGGCUACACUCCCCCCCCCACAAAGAAUUGAUAGCAGUCUAAUUCAUGCCACUCUCCGUCGUGACCGCAGGGAUGUGGGACUCAAAGUACCCCAGAUGAUGGAAAGCUCCAGAACCCUUCCCACAAAGGCUAAAAUGAAUAGUGCGUUAGCUCUGACCUACCAACAGAGGGUGCCCACUGCACUCUACACAUGCACCCAGUGCAGCAGUAACAGCAGCAGCACUAGUGUCAGUGUUACUGGUGGUGGAACAACAAGUAGUGGUAUAGCAGGUGGCACGGUGGUGAGGCAGGACUUCCCACCAGGGAAAGCUCCCCAUCAUAGUACCAUUAUUGUGCACUCCAAAAGUGCCUCACCUUUGGCCUCACAGUCAUCUUACAGUCUGCUGGGCGCUGUUGAUAACAGCCGGGACAGAACGGUGUACGUUAACUCUGCCUUUACUGAAGAUGAGACUUUAAAUCAGCAGUGUCACCUUGAAAAGUCUGUUCGCCAGCUGACUCUGGGUGAUGUCAGUUUGACAGUUAAACGCCCUCCACCUUAUCAGUGGGACUCCUCUACCACUGAAGACUUCUGGCUCACCCCAGAGCAACCAAUGUUAGCCCCCCCACCAGGACCCCACAAACCUCCUCCGCUCAUUAUCAGUCAGGCUCAGCACCUGGACGUGACCCGGCUACCUUUCAUCCUCACAACCAAACCUCCAGCCAGUCCAAGUGCAAAUACUCUUACGUUGCCAUCAGGUUACCAGAUUUCCCUUUCACCUUUCCCCACAGGUGCGGGUCACGGUGUACCCCCACUUCAGACUUUACAGAACCCGCCACCACAGUGUGCUCCGAAUGAAGUAGUCGCUCCGGUUUCCUUUACUCAACAAGAUCCCAGUUUGGUCUUACCGCCGGGUUAUCCUCCAAACCUGGCUGGCUUGACUUGUUGUCCGCUCCCUCCAGUGUAUCCAGGAGCCAGCUCAUGUGCCGGACUUCAGCUGCACCCUGUCAGCCUGCACCCUUGGAACCCUUACCCCUGCCCACCUCCCAUGCAAGACCCUCCGGCCCCUCCCCUCCCGACUAAAACGCAUCAGAUAUUAGAGAAGCCGAUCCUCUCCCCCCCUCCCCCCACCGCACCUCCUCCACCACCACCUCUCCCCCCUCCUCCUCCACCCACUGAGCUCCCACCAUCCAAAAGUGCCACAGAGGAUCUAACAGAAUCUGCCAACAACUUUCCAGAGCCGUCAUCCCUUAAUGAAAGCCCAGUCCCACAGGAGUCCGAGCGCUACAACAAGAAGAGCCGCAAAAGACUGGACAGCAGAGCUGAGGAGGCAAAUUUACCCACUGUCUCUGAAGGGAAAUCAAGAAAGGAAGGCCGUGCUCUCUCUGACUUUAACACGCUUAUUUCCAGCCCAAGGCUCAGCAGCAGAGAGAAGAAGAAGCCCAAGGGACAAAGGGAGCAGCUUAAUAAAACCAAGAAGAUGAACAGGACGACAAAUGAGUUUCAGGAUAGCUCAGAGAGCGAGCCAGAGCUGUUCAUUAGUGGAGAUGAGCUCAUGAAUCAAAACCAGAGUAGUAAGAAGAGCUGGAAGAACAAGCGCAGCCUCCGGAUGGCAAGUGAGCUGGAGGAGAUCAAAUGCCGCAAGGCCAAUGAGAGAGAGGACCGUAGUUUAGGAAGCCAAGGAUUUGUCUAUGUUAUGGCCAAUAAGCAACCACUGUGGAACGAAGCCACACAAGUGUACCAGCUGGACUUUGGAGGACGGGUGACCCAGGAAUCAGCCAAGAACUUUCAGAUUGAGCUGGAUGGUAGACAGGUGAUGCAGUUUGGGAGGAUUGAUGGGAAUGCCUAUAUUUUGGAUUUCCAGUAUCCUUUUUCAGCAGUGCAGGCGUUUGCUGUUGCUUUGGCCAAUGUGACUCAAAGGCUGAAAUGAAAGGCUUCGUUUGUCGAUUCCACUUCAGACAGACCGUGCGCUGGUCUCACACCUGUGUGUGGAGCUAGAGUUGUGGAAAUGUCGACCAUUUAGUGGUUCUUUUUUAAAGAGGUAAAUACAAAAGGAAGUCCGUCAGUUGCAGAUCAUUUAAGAUCAGUCUCUUAAAGGUAACGUUUGCCUAGAUCACUGGUCACAAACUAUACUAGUCAA
Messenger RNA from Sphaeramia orbicularis (orbiculate cardinalfish), 6017 nucleotides. RefSeq names its product TUB like protein 4b (gene tulp4b). Gene Ontology annotation, molecular function: protein binding. The record is from RefSeq and is a predicted model, not a curated record. Lineage: Eukaryota; Metazoa; Chordata; Actinopteri; Kurtiformes; Apogonidae. The transcript has 16 exons. Bases 315 to 5807 code for a protein of 1830 amino acids.